CAUCCCGAGGGAACAUUGUCACAUGACAUGCAGACCUGGAAACCGUGUGUAAACCCUACAAGAGGCCAACCGUGAAUGGUCCGAGGGUAGCAGACAAUUGGUUAAAAAGAAAGUAAAUCGUGAAUGAUCCGAGGGUACCUUCAGGGCUUGAAGAAAACAUUUUCAUUAAACACGGGCGCUUGAAGCAUCUGGCAACCGCAAAGGAGGGAAGACGAAGCAACAGUAGAUGCGAAUUAUGGAAGAGGAAGUGAAGGGGUUGGUGGAUGUUGUGGAAGCUCUUAAAGCCUCAUCACCUGCAUCGUUUAAACCUCAAUUUGAUAAAUUGCAACAACAUUUGGAUCGUAUUGCAUGUAUUGUGAAGGGUUCAAUCAUGAGACGCCCAAAAAUAAAGGAUAUGAGCUCUGAAGUAAAUGACGCCAAUCCUUAUAGUAGACUAAUGGCAUUGAAGCGGAUGGGUAUUGUGGACAAUUUUGAAAGGAUUCGAGAAUUCUCGGUUGCUAUCAUUGGCAUUGGUGGUGUAGGAAGUGUUGCAGCUGAAAUGCUCACAAGAUGUGGAAUUGGGCGACUUUUGUUGUAUGAUUAUGACACUGUGGAAUUAGCAAAUAUGAAUAGACUUUUCUUCCGGCCAGAACAGGUUGGUAUGACUAAAACAGAUGCUGCAGUUCAGACACUUACUAACAUUAAUCCAGAUGUUUUACUUGAGAGCUAUACUUUAAAUAUCACCACUGUCAAAGGUUUUGAAAAAUUUAUGGAGAGUUUGACAAACCAAGUAUUUAAGUCCUCCACAAGCAGACAGAGUGGAGUUGAUUUGGUUUUAAGCUGCGUGGAUAACUAUGAGGCUCGCAUGGUUGUGAACCAGGCUUGCAAUGAACUAAACCAAACAUGGAUGGAAUCAGGUGUGUCAGAAGAUGCUGUAUCCGGGCAUAUUCAGUUGCUGAUUCCAGGAGAAACAGCUUGCUUUGCAUGUGCUCCACCCCUGGUAGUUGCAUCUGGAAUUGAUGAGCGUACACUUAAGCGUGAAGGAGUAUGUGCAGCAUCAUUACCCACUACAAUGGGGGUGGUGGCUGGUAUUUUGGUUCAAAACACUCUCAAGUACUUGCUACAUUUCGGACAAGUUUCCAAGUACUUGGGAUACAAUUCUCUUAAAGAUUAUUUUCCAACAAUGGAGAUGUUGCCAAAUCCCCAAUGUUCUAAUUUAGCUUGUCGGGAACGUCAGCAAGAAUACAUUCAGAUGAAGCCUGCAAGAGAUGCUGCAGCAAGGGUUAGGGAAGAAGCAGAGGUAGCUGCUGCAUGUGAUCUUCCAGUCCAUGAUGAUAAUGAAUGGAAUAUAAGCAUUGUUGAUGAUGAAAAAUUAGAGGCUACAAUGGACAGUUCUCUAUCAGGUGACUUCCAUCUUCCGGAGGGACUUGCUCACGAGCUCCCAAAACCAGACGACACAAUGGUUUUACUAGAAGAAUCAUCGAUGUUGCAUACACAUUAUGAACUGGAUGAUCUUCAGAAGCAAUUGGAGGAGCUGAAUAAAUAGUGCAGAUUAGCCCGUCUCUUAUGUUGUACGGCCAACUAUCGCCGGUAGUGAAAAGGGCGACUAUUUUCCAAUGCCAAUAGCUAUAACUUGUUUUGUAUUCACAUUGAAAAAUGCUUAACUAUGAUAUAGGGGUAAAAAUCAAUAAAGAACUUCUGAAAAUUGUCAAAAUUUGUUUCUUGGUCUCGAAUGAGAUAAAUGUUGAAGAUUCUGCUAACAGUGAAUGUAAUACCCUGCAUUAAUUUCAAUUCGCUUUUUUAAUCAA
Molecule: messenger RNA, 1787 nt
Organism: Cryptomeria japonica (Japanese cedar)
Lineage: Eukaryota; Viridiplantae; Streptophyta; Pinopsida; Cupressales; Cupressaceae
Product: ubiquitin-like modifier-activating enzyme 5
Exons: 14
Coding region: 227-1525 (432 amino acids)
Biological process (GO): protein ufmylation
Cellular component (GO): cytosol; cytoplasm
Molecular function (GO): UFM1 activating enzyme activity
Source: RefSeq, a predicted model, not a curated record